This is a messenger RNA of Schistosoma bovis, 2560 nucleotides long. The record is from the annotation of a GenBank genome assembly. Lineage: Eukaryota; Metazoa; Platyhelminthes; Trematoda; Strigeidida; Schistosomatidae.
ACUUCUCAAAAUUGUUGAAGGUCGUUCGUCUCGUUCCGAAUAUAAUCACGAAAGGAGGAACACAUCACAUGGUUUAUAAUAUAUUUUUAACUUGAACGUGCCAAAACAAGGAAUCGUCGUCAUUUAUCCACACGGUACCAACUAAAACAGGUCGAGUAAAUAGUGCUCUAUUAAAACUAUAUAUAUAAUCAUUCAUAUUAUAAAAGACUAUAAUUUCCUGCUAUUCAAGCAAUCAGUAAAUAUAAGGCGCUUGAGCUAAAUCGCAUGGAAUAUCUGCUCCUGAUGUAUGUAUCGUGUCAGGUACACAAUGCAUAUUUAAGUUUGUGUAAUGUGGCUAGAUGACUUAAACCGCAGUAAGAGCGGAGAAAAAUAUUCUGCUCUUACUGCUCACGUUCAAUUCUAGCAACAGAUUUGUAAACUAAGUGUUCUUGACGUCAUUGCACUACAGUUGAUGUCAAUUCGUCAUGGGAUCCUUAAUCCUAAAGUUAGCUAAUUUGCAAAGCAAGUUCCUUAACUAUUAAUGCAUAACCUUGACCGUUUUGUAUUCUAGCUGCUGUCAGUUUGUGGCGAAAACUUUGUAAUACUAUGGUACGCACAACACUGUCCUAAUAUGUUGACUUCAUUUCAUUGUCAUUUUGUUAAUUCUUAAUAAAUUCUAUAUAAAUGACAACUUUUCGUGAUUGUCUGAUAAAGUGCUCAAUCUCGUCAGUGUAUUAUAUCAUUACCUUGAUUCAUAUCGUUGCUGAUUCAGCCUACAUAGUAUUCAAAAACUGUAUUUUAUAACCAAUAAAACGUAACCGCUCGUAACCUAAGUACAUUGUAUCUGAACACAGCGCUACAACGCCAUGUGUGUUAACGCUGGGUGAUGACAACUCAUAUAAAAUCAUAUUGAAGCUGACUGGCGGCAUGGUUAUGUGCUUAAAAUAUCACCACAGAUGUUUUUAUUUAAUGCUUCGAUUAACGACUCUUGAACUUGAGAUGAAAGCGGAUGACCAGUUAGUCUAUGACUCAAGACCGCUUUUUGCAAAGACUAGUAGGAUGGCAUUCUUUAGACUGUCGCGACUCCCUGUCUAGGGCCCUGCAGGUUGUUUAGUUCAGUGACUUGAGUCGUCUUUCAAAUAUUGCCUGAAAUACAACUUUGAUCCUUUACGUCCUUGAUAUAAGAAAAGAAAAUAAACUUCUGCUUCACACGAAAAUAGGUCUGUCAGAUAUAUAUUUUUUGUAUCUGCGUCUAGUUUAAAGUUAGUUUCUUAAUACAUUUUCGUAAGACAUCCUGUCUACUGAGACCCCCACAUAAGUGAGCAUACUUGUUUCUAUGAUAUCUUUAAAUGAAAAUAUAAAAUUACCGACAGAAAAAAAAUGGAAAAAGGAUACCGUGAUAGUCUUACAAAGUCGUGAAUAAAUCAAAAUGUCCGGGAAUAGCAAGACCUGUGGGUAAAAUAGGAGUUACGUUGCGUUAUGCAACUACAAACAUGCGUGGUUGCGACAAGUUCCACGUGUUCUAAAGAAUUUAAAAGUCUAUGGCAGUGCAGUUUAUUCUGUAUUGUUCUAGAGAAUUGAGUUUCUUAAGACUAUAAAAGUAAGGACGAAUACAGAGAAACACCUAACACAAUGAAAGCGCCACUAUGUCCGCAUCUCUUACCCAGAAACUUCAUAAUGGUGAACAUAAAGUCCUCAAACGUUGUCCAGAAGAAAAUCUAGCACAUCCUUUGUCGUUUUACUCGAGAACGAUUUUGUAUCUAAAAUGUUUUUAUUUCAGACAAACUAAAAUACUAUCAGUUGAUAUCUAUAAGAAGAUCUUGGCCUUUAACGAAAUGGUUUUGUGCGCAAUUUGUUCAAUUGAAACUUCCAAGUACAAAUGUCCGAGGUGUAUUACACCAUAUUGCUCACUUGCCUGUUACCAAAAACAUAAACAAAAUGAGUGCAAACCGGAAACCUGUGUACCAAGGGUUGUGCAUGCUACUGUCGAACGAGAGGAUGAGAUGGUCGACUAUGUUCCGAAGAAAAUUUUAGAAGGCUUAAAAUACUCGGAUAAAAUUCGAGAUCUACUGAAGAACCCUCAUCUCCGGAGUCUGCUUCGAUUUUUGAAUGAUACAAAUAAACCGUACUCUGCAUUGGAAAAUGUUAUGCGUGAACCUAUUUUCGUCGAAUUUUCAGAUGAAUGCCUUAAGAUUGUAGACUCAAACUUAUAGGUCCAAUAUACUAUUUCUAAUAUUUUUUAAAAUAAUUUCCGAAUUGUUUUCAAAUACAAAAACUUGAACAUGGUUCAUUCUCUUGUGACUGAAUUGUUAUGAAAGUUUUAAUUGGUAAAGUGAUUGUGCUGCUUUAAAAUCUACGCAGGAUUUCGUGCCGCAGUAGCUUUAUAACUAGUUCGUGUUCGUGAUUUAUUAAGGUCUGCCGAGUUUGAUUUGCACAUUUAUAUCACAAACAACAAUCAUUUGGAAAAUAUUUAAAAGUAGAUCUUCGCGUAUGAUUUUCAGAUAAGUUGUCUGUUCAUUGAUGGAUUAAUUGAUAGACAGUUGUAUUACUACAUUUUAGAAGUCUGGUUCGAAUAGUUAAG